Molecule: messenger RNA, 1230 nt
Organism: Daucus carota subsp. sativus
Lineage: Eukaryota; Viridiplantae; Streptophyta; Magnoliopsida; Apiales; Apiaceae
Product: putative E3 ubiquitin-protein ligase XBAT31
Exons: 4
Coding region: 1-972 (323 amino acids)
Molecular function (GO): protein binding
Source: RefSeq, a predicted model, not a curated record
AUGAGUCUUGACGAGUGUAAAAGGUUUUGCUUGAGGAAUUGCUCGUGUACAGCUUAUGCAAUUAGAGGUAGUGGAAGCGGAUGCUUGUUAUGGUUUAAUAAGCUUAUUGAUAUCUGCAGAGUGCCGAAAGAAAAUGAGUUGAAUGGUUUAAACAUAAUUGAACUCACAGCUAACUUGCAACUCGCAUUGAAAUUCAGCUCCAGUUGCAGCUACCCAGGGAGCACCCCACUGCAUUUGGCAGCUCGCGAAGGUUCUUUGGACUGUGUCAGGGAAUUGCUUGCUUGGGGUGGAGAUAGACUUCAGACAGAUUCAUCUGGGAAGAUUCCGUACACGGUUGCUUUGAAACACAAACAUGCAGCAUGUGCAGCCUUGUUAAACCCUUCAUCUCCAGAACCUCUAGUGUGGCCAGCUCCUUUGAAGUUCAUCAGUGACCUUAAUCCAGAGGCAAGAACUCUAUUAGAGAAAGCCUUAAUUGCAGCAAAUAAGGACAGGGAAAGGGUUAUCUUGAGGGACACAAUGAACUCAUUUUCAUCAUCCCCUGUACAUUCUGAUUCUGGGCUUGCAGAGGAUAUUUCUGAGGCAAGUGAUGUUGAUUUAUGCUCCAUUUGUUUCGAGAAAAUCUGCACUAUUGCCGUCAAGGAUUGUGGUCACCAGAUGUGCGCACAGUGCAUGCUAAUCUUAUGUUGCCACAAUAAGCCAAAUGCUGCCAGUAGUUGUUCAAAAUCACCACUAUGCCCAUUUUGCAGAAGCAACAUUAGCGAACUGGUUGUUGCUAAUGUCAUGGCAAACACCAGUACGGAUGAGGAGCUCAGCCCUUCAAAGCCAAGGAGAUCAUCAAGAAGGUCUUUCAAUAGUGAAGGCAGCAGCAGUAGCUUUAAGAGUUUGUCAGCACUGAGCUCAUUUGGAAGGACAGGCGGUCGAAAUUCAGGAAGAGUUGUUGCAGAAUGCAGUGAAGAUCUUGAUAAGUUUUGAAACCGUAAUAAAGUCCAGAAAUAGAGAAGUCGCUAUAAUCUUAAUGUGAGCUUACGUAGUCGAGUACACCGUUUUGUAGGGUUAUGCAAUGAUUUGCUUUCGUCUCUGGUAGCUUUAAGUUGCGAAAGUUGUGAUCAAGGUUAGCAGCCUGAGUGAAACAUGGAUGCAAAACAUCCAUACUUUUUUCCCCGGCUAUGACAAAGGAAGAGAUCCAUUGUCCGGCCAAGGAAAACUAAUAAGAUACAAGUCUUUACUCAA